AUGCGGGUGCACGUGCAGCGGCAGCACGCCUGGCGCACUGCGCAAGGGUUCUCAGCGUUACGUACCGACGACGUGCGGGUGCACGUGCAGCGGCAGCACGCCUGGCGCACUGCGCAAGGGUUCUCAGAGUUACAUACCGAUGACUUGCGGGUGCACGUGCAGCGGCAGCACGCCUGGCGCACUGCGCAAGGGUUCUCAGCGUUACGUACCGACGACGUGCGGGUGCACGAGCAGCGGCAGCACGCCUGGCGCACUGCGCAAGGGUUCUCAGCGUUACGUACCAAUGACGUGCGGGUGCACGUGCAGCGGCAGCACGCCUGGCGCACUGCGCAAGGGUUCUCAGCGUUACGUACCGAUAACCUGCGGGUGCACGUGCAGCGGCAGCAAGCCUGGCGCACUGCGCAAGGGUUCUCAGCGUUACGUACCGAUGACGUGCGGGUGCACGUGCAGCGGCAGCACGCCUGGCGCACUGCGCAAGGGUUCUCAGCGUUACGUACCGAUGACUUGCGCGUGCACGUGAAGCGGCAGCACGCCUGGCGCACUGCGCAAGGGUUCUCAGCGGUACGUACCAGUGACGUGCGGGUGCACUUGCAGCAGCAGCACGCCUGGCGCACGGCGCAAGGGUUCUCAGCGUUACGUACCGAUGACUUGCGCGUGCACGUGAAGCGGCAGCACGCCUGGCGCACUGCGCAAGGGUUCUCAGCGUUACGUACCAGUGACGUGCGGGUGCACGUGCAGCAGCAGCACGCCUGGCGCCAAGGGUUCUCAGCGUUACGUACCGAUGACAUGCGGGUGCACGUGCAGCGGCAGCACGCCUGGCGCACUGCGCAAGGGUUCUCAGCGUUACGUACCGAUGACAUGCGGGUGCACGUGCAGCGGCAGCACGCCUGGCGCACUGCGCAAGGGUUCUCAGUGUUACGUACCGACGACGUGCGGGUGCACGUGCAGCGGCAGCACGCCUGGCGCACUGCGCAAGGGUUCUCAGAGUUACGUACCGAUGACUUGCGGGUGCACGUGCAACAGCAGCACGCCUGGCGCACUGUGCAAGGGUUCUCAGCGUUACGUACCGAUGACCUGCGGGUGCACGUGCAGCGGCAGCAAGCCUGGCGCACUGCGCAAGGGUUCUCAGCGUUACGUACCGAUGACGUGCGGGUGCACGUGCAGCAGCAGCACGCCUGGCGCCAAGGGUUCUCAGCGUUACGUACCGAUGACGUGCGGGUGCACGUGCAGCGGCAGCACGCGCCUGGCGCACUGUGCAAGGGUUCUCAGCGUUACGUACCGAUGACCUGCGGGUGCACGUGCAGCGGCAGCAAGCCUGGCGCACUGCGCAAGGGUUCUCAGCGUUACGUACCGAUGACGUGCGGGUGCACGUGCAGCAGCAGCACGCCUGGCGCCAAGGGUUCUCAGCGUUACGUACCGAUGACGUGCGGGUGCACGUGCAGCGGCAGCACGCCUGGCGCACUGCGCAAGGGUUCUCAGCGUUACGUACCGAUGACAUGCGGGUGCACGUGCAGCGGCAGCACGCCUGGCGCACUGCGCAAGGGUUCUCAGCGUUACGACCGAUGA
This is a messenger RNA of Parnassius apollo (apollo), 1566 nucleotides long. Lineage: Eukaryota; Metazoa; Arthropoda; Insecta; Lepidoptera; Papilionidae. The record is from the annotation of a GenBank genome assembly.